AUGAAUUCUUUACACAUUUCCAUUCCUGACUCUGCAGAUCCAAACGACUCUUUUAAUACAUUCAACCGCAACAAGCGUGCCAGCAUGUCCUCAGUUCGCUCAGGUGCCUCCAUGUCAUCGCCAUAUGAGCCAUCGUCUGAUUUCUUAUCGUUCAAUGAAAAUCAAUCUGCAGCCAUUCAACGUAGACCUUCAAAGAAGGGUGUCAGCACAUUCAUUAGCAAACUGUAUACGAUGGUGGAAGAUGGCCGCCAUCAAAAUUUAAUAUCCUGGAACCCGAAUGGAACAUCAUUCUUUGUUUGCAACGCUACUCAAUUUGCUCAAGAAGUACUACCUGAAUAUUUCAAGCAUAGCAACUUUUCUAGCUUUGUGCGUCUCUUAAACAUGUAUGGCUUCCACAAAAUCAAUAAGUCGCCAAGAGGACAAAGAGGAAGCAACGAGAAUGAGAUUUGGGAGUUUUCUCAUCCUAAAUUUCAACACGGUCGCUCAGACAUUUUAAAGGAGAUCAAGCGUAAAGCCAUGGAUUCUGAACUUUUGAGACGUGAAACGGGCGAUAUUCAUGCUUCAUUUGCGAUGCUUCAAAUGUCGCAAGCAGAUUUACUUCAACAAUUUUACAUUUUACAAGACAACUUUUCGAAUCUACUGCAAGGAUUUGAAGAAACCAAAAAGAUACAAUUUCAACAACAACAAAUCAUCAAUCAGCUGGCUGAAAGACAAGGAUUAAGUCAAAAUGAUAUCCUUCAAAUGCAAAAUGAUAAUAAGCAUCAUUUUGAGUCGCCAACUGUUCAUUCAAAUAAUCACUCAAAUACUGCCAGCCCUUUAACUGUAUUCGUCACAUCCCCCGCCGUAGACCACCAGAUUUAUCAUAAUGACGCCUAUAAUCCUAUGCAAUUCGUAAAUGACCAACACAAUUGGGACAGCAACAGCAUGUCACUCCAACAUCCUCUGCAAGCAACCCCUGAUGUGACCAUGUCCAUGUAUGAUACAUCAAAUAGCCCUUCACCAGCUCCCGUGUCGCCCAACAUGUUUGACACGGCAGUGAAUACACCUUUGCCCCCUAGUCCCGUCCCUUCUGUCAUGCUUGGUUCUCCUAUCAUGACUGAUAGCCAUAACAAUCAUCGCGAUUCUCUUCAAUUUCAGCCUCCAAAAUACGAGGAUGUUAAUACCCUUAGCAUUGGAUUAUCGUAA
Messenger RNA from Mucor velutinosus, 1185 nucleotides. RefSeq lists its product as uncharacterized. The record is from RefSeq and is a predicted model, not a curated record. The transcript has 3 exons. Lineage: Eukaryota; Fungi; Mucoromycota; Mucoromycetes; Mucorales; Mucoraceae. Gene Ontology annotation, biological process: regulation of DNA-templated transcription. The coding region runs from base 1 to 1185 and encodes 394 amino acids. Gene Ontology annotation, molecular function: DNA-binding transcription factor activity; sequence-specific DNA binding.